Hypoxylon fragiforme is the source of this 4905-nucleotide messenger RNA. RefSeq lists its product as uncharacterized. Gene Ontology annotation, cellular component: actin cortical patch. Lineage: Eukaryota; Fungi; Ascomycota; Sordariomycetes; Xylariales; Hypoxylaceae. The record is from RefSeq and is a predicted model, not a curated record. Bases 1 to 4905 code for a protein of 1634 amino acids. The transcript is spliced from 7 exons. Gene Ontology annotation, molecular function: RNA helicase activity; phosphatidate phosphatase activity; nucleic acid binding.
AUGACUUCCAAACGCAAGAUUGACGAUUUCAUCUAUACGUUGUCCGACAAUGAAGAGCUUCCAAAUGAGGAAGAACAGUUCCCCGAACCCAGUCCACCGAAGAAGAAGACCAAGAAAAAUAAAAAGUCAGCCGUUCAGUUAGACGAUGGCGAUCACGACGACGAUACUGGCAUAUGGGGCAAGAGGGAAAAUGACGAUGGAGCUAUGGACUCCGACUUUGAAUUUGCCCUAGACGGUACUACCGAUUUCAGGACAGAAGAUUUCGACGGUUGGGGGUUUGAUGGUGCCAAGAAGGGCAUGAAUGGAACUGUGCAAAAGAGAAUAGUGGACGUAGAUGAGAUCGUACGAAGACGGAGAGGGACCACUGAAGGGACUCACAGCGAAGUAAAUGGCAAGAAGGAACAGGCCAUUGACGAUAUUAGUGACGAAGUCGAAGAAGAGGAGGAUAUUGAGCUUGAUGACGACGACGACGAAGUCCUCGCUGCAGAUGGGUUCGGCAUGGGCGCAGCCUCGGAUGAAGAGUCGGGUGAUGACGUGGAAGGAGAUGAGCCGGAUCAGGAGGAACGCGACGAGGAAGAAGAUGCAUCCGAUAACGACUCUGUGGCAACACCCGUUGAUCAUCCAGACGAUGCAGAAGAAUCCGACGAAACGGACGAGGACGAGGAUGACCCCGAGGAAGCAGCCAAGAGGGCAGCAUUCUUCGCACCUGAAGAUAAAAGAUCAAAUGGGAAGCAGAAAGGAAAGUCAUCAUUUCAAACAAUGUCUCUCUCGAGACCCAUUCUGCGCGGCCUCAAUUCCCUCGGUUUCACCGAACCCACUCCGAUCCAGGCCAAAACGAUACCACUCGCAUUGGAGGGAAAGGAUCUGGUUGGUGGUGCUGUUACGGGGUCUGGAAAGACCGCUGCUUUCGUGGUCCCAAUCUUAGAGCGGCUACUCUACCGGCCCAACAAGAUCCCCACCACCAGAGUUUGCAUUCUGACGCCUACCCGAGAACUUGCAAUUCAGUGUCACGCGGUAGCAACCAAACUAGCAAGCCACACGGACAUCAAAUUCUGCUUAGCAGUGGGCGGAUUAAGCUUGAAGGUUCAGGAAGCAGAGCUACGUCUUAGACCCGAUGUUGUUAUCGCGACGCCGGGUCGCUUCAUUGAUCAUAUGCGUAACUCGGCAAGUUUUUCAACGGAUACGGUGGAGAUUUUAGUUCUCGACGAGGCUGAUCGAAUGUUGGAGGAUGGUUUCGCUGAUGAGCUGAACGAGAUCCUUACUACCUUACCAAAAUCUCGCCAGACCAUGGUCUUCUCUGCUACCAUGACGUCCACUGUUGAUCGACUCAUCCGCGCCGGUCUUAACAAACCAGUAAGGGUGAUGGUUGAUACCCAAGGAAAGGUGGUGGACAAGUUAGAACAAAAGUUUGUGAGAUUAAGGCCGGGCCGGGAAGAGAAGAGAAUGGGAUAUCUCGUACAUAUCUGCAAAACAAUGCAUACGGAAAGGGUUAUCGUAUUUUUCAGGCAAAAGAAGGAAGCACACCGUGCUCGAAUCAUCUUCGCCUUGUUCAACCUCCCUUGUGCGGAACUCCACGGAAGCAUGAACCAGGCCCAGCGUAUAGCGAGUGUGGAGGCUUUUCGUGAUGGCAAAGUAUCGUUCUUGCUCGCAACCGACUUAGCCUCGCGAGGUCUAGACAUCAAGGGUGUGGAUACUGUCAUCAAUUACGAGGGCCCUCAAAACUUGGAUAUAUACGUACAUCGAGUAGGCCGUACUGCCCGAGCCGGCCGAUCCGGUGUUGCCAUCACGCUUGCCGCAGAACCGGACCGCAAGGUAGUCAAAGCUGCUGUCAAGGCAGGAAAAGCGCAGGGAGCCAAAAUUAGCAGUUUGAUUAUCGAGGCUACCGUGGCAGAUGAGUGGCAAGACAAAAUCGACGAGAUGGCUGACGAAAUCGAGGAAAUUGCCCGAGAAGAAAAGGAAGAGAAGCAACUGGCACAGGCUGAAAUGCAAAUCAAAAAGGGAGAGAACAUGGUUCACCACGAGGACGAGAUCAAAUCCCGACCAAAGCGAACGUGGUUCGAAACGCAGCAUGAUAAGCAGAAGGCCAGAGAGGCCGGCAUGGCGGAGCUAAACGGGCUGAAGGAGUCGUUGAAGAAGAAGGGGGAUGGUAAGCUGAGCAACAACGACAGGAAGAAGUUAGAUGCGAGGUCAACGAGGACGGAAGGUAUGUGGAAGAAGGGCUCUGCCGAACGGGCGGGCAAGGGUGCCGCAGUGGCUCCUCCUCGUCGCCUCCCACCUUCGCGCCCGCAUCCCCACCAUAAGCAGAGUCUUCUACAAUACUUGUUUCCACGUAGUCUAAGCCAUCGUUACCGCGAGCGUCUCAUUGGAUUCCAUCUCGACACCUUUCCCUAUUUGAAACACCAGAUACAGAGCCGCAUCUACCGACUCAUCCUCGACAGCCAGCGCCGUCGCCGUGACCAGUCUCGACUCGUCGACCACGCGCGGCGGUUUCUACUUGGCCCACCCACUCCGAAAGCCAAGGGCUCUAAGAAUGCGCCGAGGGCUAGCGUAGGCACUAUGACUUCCACUCCAGGAUAUGGGGGAUAUGGGGGAUAUGGGGCUGGGAGUGGCAACUAUGGCACCGAAGGCGUCCGCGAACGCGGCGCAAGGAGGAAAAAGCUCGCCGCCAUGGCUGGUAGCAUGUAUAGGGCUGGAGCAACGGCUGUGAAUGAGAUCAAGGAGUCUUAUUACCAAACCAGGUCAGACGAGACAAAUACGCCAGACGUGUCGAGAAUCACAAUACCGGGGUCAUUCCCCGACGUGGCUAUUGUAACCAAAGGAAAUGAGCAGAUGGUAUUAUUCCCGUCGUACGCGAAGAGACACGUGAGAGAAGAACAGAGAGAGUUUGAAAGCCCUGCUGGACCUCCUCACACGGCAACGGUGGGCAUGAACGACCAAGACUAUUGGAGGAACGAGUGGUCUCGGCACGAAGAUGAAAAGGCUAUCGUGGAUGUAGAUGUUCGAGGCUGGAUAUAUAACCCGCAAAAGGGGCAAAUGACGCGUCGGAACCGCUUACUGAUCGGCCUAGCAAGACAAUUGAGUGGCAUACCAGCUCCCAAACCGCAGCAGACCGACUCGCCGACAAACUCAGAGCCAUCCCUGGCGCGUAUACACCAAGAGCACGAGGAGAAACGGGAGCAGGAGAGAAUUGCAAGGGAGGCCAAAGAAAUUGAACGCAAGGGAAAAGCCGAGGAGGAAGCUGCUCAGAAAGGUAGUUACAGUGAACGUCCAAGGGAUGAAGAUUCUGAGAGUGAGAGGACCGGACAGCGGCCUGGUCAUCAGCCUCGGAGUCGAAACCGGUCGCCUUCAUCUGCACCCUCUUCUCCCACCCUUCGGGGACGUACCUCUACAGCGGGAGGCACUGAGCUCGAUGAGGCGGAGCUGGCGAUUGCCAAUGCUAAUUUGAUGGCGCGUAUCGCACCGUUCAUGACCACCCCGCUAGUUGAGAUUCCCAUAACACUUUUUUUCUAUAACGACACCCAUGCCCAAUCGCGCACGGUCAAGACUAACGACUCGGGUCAUUUCAUGAUCAGGGCAGCACUUGACUUUGUACCAACACACGUGCGUGUGCUUGCAAGCGAGGACAUCUCCUGUACAGAACCCGUACAGAUCAUCGAGCCCACUGGGGUCAGCUUGAUUAGUGACAUUGACGAUACGGUCAAGCGCUCCAACAUUGCCCUUGGUGCCAAGGAGAUCUUCCGUAAUACCUUCAUCCGCGACCUGGGUGAACUAACUGUGGACGGUGUCAAGGACUGGUACAAUACCCUUCAUCAACUCGGCGUCCGGAUACAUUAUUGCUCCAACAGUCCGUGGCAGCUAUACCCCGUCCUAGCCACUUACUUCAAAAUGGCCGGCUUACCCCCCGGCUCACUGCAUUUGAAGCAGUACACGGGGAUGCUUCAAGGCAUUUUCGAGCCCGUAGCCGAACGAAAAAAAGGCACCCUGGAGAGGAUUAUGAAAGAUUUCCCUGAACGAAAGUUUCUUCUAGUCGGUGACAGCGGCGAGGCGGACCUAGAAGUAUACACAGAGCUAGCGAUAGCUCACCCUGGCUCCAUCGUGGCGAUUUUCAUUCGUGAUGUGACAACUCCCGAAGAGACGGGCUACUUUGACUCUGGGUUCGGUGAUCUAAUUGAUUUCUCGCAACCACCAGAGCCAGGGUUGGAGACGGCCAAGGCUUCUCAAUCAGAACGCACGGAUACGCUCCAACCCUCUAAGCCUGCAAAUCUCCUAGCACGCAAGCCACCCCCGCCUAAACCAGCGAAGCCAAGUUCCCUUCAAAGCACACCAGCGGCAACACUGCUCACUACCCAGGAUGAGAACGUGAUGGAGACCAAUCAUGACCCCAAUACAAAGAAAUUACCGCCACCUACACCUCCUCCACCACGCAAGGCUAGCCAAAUGAGCAACAAAACCAUAGCACCAAGCCCACUAGCACAGAUGCAGAGAUCCUCUGAGCACAAGGGCAAAGGCGAGUUGGAACCACUCACAAGGACCCGCUCGGAUCCUCCUGAUUCUAUGUCUAAGACCCUCACUUUGCUGCCACCGCCCCCCCUUCCACCACCGAGAAGGCGGGGCACACCAUCCAGUACUACCUCUACAAAAUCUACCCCGAGCCUGGCAGUAACACCACCCGGAGGCAGUCUCAUACGCCGGCGCACCGAAGGAUCAGAAGUAGACUUUGAGCGAUUGCCGCCACCUAUAAAUGGUACUACAGUGACCAAAAAGGUAGAACUGUGGCAUCGCCGACUGCAGCGUGCGCACGAUACGUUGGACCAUCGGGGUGUCGCGUUGUAUACAUGGCGCCGUGGGGGCGAGGUGGUGGACGAAGCUGUAGGCAUUGUAAAAAGGUACAUGGGCGAAACAUAA